Messenger RNA from Oryctolagus cuniculus (rabbit), 1163 nucleotides. The record is from RefSeq and is a predicted model, not a curated record. Lineage: Eukaryota; Metazoa; Chordata; Mammalia; Lagomorpha; Leporidae.
GGGCUGGGGCGCAGCAGCUGGGGGCGCAGCAGGGGGGCUCGCAGCAGCUCUCUGGGCAGUCGUCCACCUGCCAGGAGUCGGGGCAGGGGUCACAGGAGCCGGGCAUGCAGACGUUGCUGCCGUAGCUCAGCUCACCGCCCGCCACGGCCGCCUCCACCAUGUCCGUCUGCUCCAGCAACCUGAGCUACGGCAGCAACGUCUGCAUGCCCGGCUCCUGUGACCCCUGCCCCGACUCCUGGCAGGUGGACGACUGCCCAGAGAGCUGCUGCGAGCCCCCCUGCUGCGCCCCCAGCUGCUGCGCCCCAGCCCCCUCCGUGACCCUCGUCUGCACCCCAGGGAGCUGCCAGUCAGCGUGCACCAGCUCCUGCACGCCCCUGUGCUGCCAGCAGUCUAGCUGCCAGCCCUCGUGCUGCUCCUCCAACCCUUGCCAGCAGCCCAGCUAUGUGACCCUCUGCUGCAAACCCGUGAGCUGUGUGUCCAUCUCCUGUGUGCCCGUCUGCUCUGGGACCCCUUCCUCCUGCUGCCAGCAGUCUAGCUGCCAGCCCUCGUGCUGCUCCUCCAACCCCUGCCAGCAGCCCAGCUAUGUGACCCUCUGCUGCAAGCCCCUGAGCUGUGUGCCCGUCUGCUCUGGGGACUCCUCCCCCUGCUGCCAGCCAUCCUGCAGCCCCUCCCCCUGCCAGCAGCCCAGCCGUGUGACCCUCUGCUGCAGGCCCCUGAGCUGUGUGCCCAUCUGCCCACGCCCCUCGUGCUGCCAGCCCAGCCCCUGCCCCUCGUCCUGCUGCAGACCCUCCUCCUGCGUGUCCCUGCUCUGCCGCCCCGUGUGCAGGCCCGCCUGCUGCGUGCCCGCCCCCUCCUGCCAGCCCAGCUGCUGCCGCCCGGCCUCCUGCGUAUCCCUGCUCUGCCGCCCCGCCUGCUCCCGCCCCGCCUGCUGCGGCCUCUCCUCGGGACAGUCCUGCUGCUGACUGGCAUGCUCCUCUGGGCCCUCCGCAUUACCCUGCACCUCCCAUUCAUCCCCGGUCUGGUCCUGAUCCAGGUCGGGUCCCUGUGUGUCCACCUUGCUGACUGACCUCCCUCGUGCCCCCAGGAUCUGCUCUGGGUCACGUGGCCCAACCUCAGCUGUCAGCAUCUCACGGGGCCCCCAAUAAACUGCCCUGAGCACCUGA